Pistacia vera is the source of this 561-nucleotide messenger RNA. Its product is annotated as secreted RxLR effector protein 161-like. The record is from RefSeq and is a predicted model, not a curated record. The coding region runs from base 1 to 561 and encodes 186 amino acids. NCBI's taxonomy places the organism in Eukaryota, Viridiplantae, Streptophyta, Magnoliopsida, Sapindales, Anacardiaceae. The transcript has a single exon.
AUGUCUAGGUCAAAGCUGGUUUCUAUGCCUUUAGCCAGCCACUUCAUGUUGAAUAAAGCCCAAUGUCCAAAAACUGAUGCUGAAUUGAUUAAAAUGGAGUCUGUACCAUAUGCUAAUGCUAUAGGAUCUGUUAUGUAUGCAAUGAUUAGUACUAGGCUUGAUUUUUCAUUUGCCAUAUCCAUGUUAAGUAGAUUUAUGUCCAAUCCUGGGGCUGAACAUUGGACUACUUUAAAAUGGGUGAUUAAAUACAUUAACAAUACACUAUGGGUUGGAUUAGAAUAUGGAAAAAAGGGUACUUCACUUGAUUUGGUUGGUUUUGUAGAUUCUGACUUUGCAGUUGAUAAAAACACAAGGAAAUCCACCACUUCUUACUACUUUACCCUUAGAGGAAACUACAUAAGCUGGAAAUCACAACUGCAACCCAUUGUGGCUCUCUCAUCGACAGAAGUCGAGUACAUUGCAAUUGCAAAAUGCGAAUGUGUUCAAGGAGGCAGUAUGGUUAAAGGGAAUCCUAUCAGAGGCAACUUUGAUAGAUGGAAAGGUGACAAUCUACUCAGAUAG